This is a messenger RNA of Neltuma alba, 1245 nucleotides long. Its product is annotated as LIM domain-containing protein WLIM2b-like. The record is from RefSeq and is a predicted model, not a curated record. The coding region runs from base 382 to 951 and encodes 189 amino acids. The transcript has 6 exons. NCBI's taxonomy places the organism in Eukaryota, Viridiplantae, Streptophyta, Magnoliopsida, Fabales, Fabaceae.
AAAAAAAAUGAGAACUUUCAAAAUUGAAAUCCAUGGAGCAAUAAACUUGGUCGAGUGAUCCUGAUGUAAGAGAGACGAGAGGGGUGCAAUAAGAAUUAACAUCUGAUUAUAUAAUUGAUCCGUCAUCAUUUUUUUCAUCUUGUUCGGUCCCUUUUACCCUUCAAAUCUGUAACUGACUCAAUCUUCUCUUCGCUUUAAAUCAGCAGUCCCCGCAGACAAACCUCACCGAUCCGCCAUUUCUCAUUCUCUGUUUUCAAGUUUAUCAGCGCAGGUUGUUGCAAAUACAAAUCUGAAAAGACGCGCAGUCUGGGAGUCUGACUCACUGGCUUGGCCCUUGGGGAUUUGGAAUUGGUGAUAAAGCUAGAUCCAAAGGGCAUAGCUAUGUCUUUCAUCGGUACCCAACAGAAGUGCAAGGCAUGCGAGAAAACGGUCUAUCCCGUGGAUCAGCUAACCGCUGAUGGCGUUGCUUACCACAAAGCUUGCUUCAGGUGCUCUCAUUGCAAAGGAACAUUAAAGCUAAGCAGCUAUUCCUCAAUGGAGGGUGUUCUCUACUGUAAGCCUCAUUAUGAGCAGCUCUUCAAGGAGACAGGCAGUUUCAACAAGAACUUUCAGUCACCUGCAAAGCUUGCUGAUAAGACGACUCCUGAGCUGACAAGGUCCCCUAGUAAGGCUGCCAGCAUGUUCUCUGGGACACAAGAGAAAUGCGCUACAUGUGGUAAAACUGCUUAUCCAUUGGAGAAGGUAACAGUGGAGGGUCAAGCCUAUCACAAAUCAUGUUUCAAGUGUUCACAUGGUGGCUGUCCCAUAUCACCGUCAAAUUAUGCAGCUCUUGAGGGCAUUUUGUAUUGCAAACACCACUUCUCUCAGCUUUUUAAGGAGAAAGGAAGUUAUAGUCAUCUAAUCAAGUCUGCAUCAAUGAAACGAGCAACCACCCCUGUUCCAGAAUCCUAAAUCUUGCUGCCUGAUAUUUUAUUUUUUGUCCAUUGCAAGUGUUUGUAUGCGUGCUUUUUUCCUGUUCUGGUUCUAUAAUGAUGGCCUUAUACUCGGCCUUUUACAUCUUUCUAUGUGUGGUGUGCAAAUGAUUAUCAAUUGUGCAUUCAGUUAAAUAGUGUGGCUUGCAAGAUGUGUCUUUCAGAGGGGUGGCAUGGCCUCUCGUCCAUUUUGUACUUGAAUUGAUAGUGAAGGAAUCUUUAUUGGUUCCGUUUUUAAUGGCUUCACUCAUGCAACGUUAUAAUCUCUUGCAAA